UUAGAAAUCUCAAACAGUAAUACUGAAAAAGAGAAUACAUCAAAUACCUUGAGAAACAGAUUACAUAAUUGAAAUUCAGAUCAUGGAGUCUUCAACCAAUCUAGAUGCUGAUACUCAGCUAAUUGUGGAAGAUUGUGCUGGCACCUUUAGUUUGUCUCAUAUGCCAGAUAUUAAAGUUGAACAUCACCUUGAGUCCGGUGUGGAGGAAGGAGCACCUCAGAGUGUUGCUAUGGGGAUGAAAUUCAUUUUGCCCAAUAGGUUUGAUAUGAAUGUGUGUUCUCGAUUUGUCAAAUCCUUGAAUGAAGAAGAGAGCAAAAAUAUUCAAGAUCAAGUGAACUCUGACCUUGAAGUGGCUUCAGUAUUAUUUAAAGCUGAGUGCAAUAUCCACACUUCUCCUUCUCCUGGGAUACAAGUGAGACACGUCUAUACUCCAUCAACUACUAAGCAUUUCUCACCUAUCAAGCAGUCAACUACCUUAACUAACAAGCACAGAGGAAAUGAAGUUUCUACAACACCUUUGCUUGUAAACUCUCUGUCUGUUCACCAGCUGGCAGCUCAGGGAGAAAUGUUGUAUUUAGCUACACGCAUAGAACAAGAAAAUGUUAUUAAUCAUAUGGAUGAAGAAGGCUUUACUCCUCUAAUGUGGGCUGCAGCUCAUGGGCAAAUCGCAGUAGUAGAAUUUCUACUCCAAAAUGGUGCAGACCCUCAAAUCUUGGGAAAAGGACGAGAGAGUGCACUGUCAUUAGCAUGUAGUAAAGGAUAUACAGACAUUGUCAAGAUGCUACUGGAUUGUGGAGUUGACGUAAAUGAAUAUGACUGGAAUGGUGGUACACCCUUGCUCUAUGCUGUUCAUGGGAAUCAUGUGAAAUGUGUCAAGAUCCUCUUAGAACAUGGUGCUGAUCCAACUGUAGAAACUGAUUCUGGAUAUAAUUCUAUGGAUUCUCGCUGUAGCCUUGGGCCAUCGUAGUGGUGAGUAUUCAAGCACUUUUUAAUACGGUAUUGCUGUCCUUUUACUAUCAGUUGAUAGUUUAACCACUUAAUAGGUUUUGUUAUGCAUAUAUGAAUGGGCAUUUUAGAACAUGGCCUGUUAAAUCAGAAGUCCCCUAAAGCGUUUGUUGCUGCUUCUUUAAAGAACAGCAUUUUUACUCUUUACAUAGCAAACCAAAGAUAAAUAGUAUGUGUAUCAAUUCCCUUUUAAUGUCAGGAUAAAAAUAUUUGUGUUUCCUAACCUGUUAUAAAUUGCUGUUUGUUAAAACUCUCUCUCUCCCUCCCUCCCAUGACAAUGUACAAUGAGAACUAAGCUUUUCACCAGUGCUUGGUUGUAGAGAUAACACAAUAAACUUGCUUUAAUAAUCUAAAAAACCAUCAGAUGUAUGGCUACAUAAGGCGCACACAUGUAUUGCAGUGAGACAUUGUACCUAUUUAUACAUAUGUAUAUAGGACGGUAAGCUAUGCUGUAUCAAUGCCAAGGCUUGGGAACAGCCAUUAUUCCUAACAAUGCACCCAAACAGCAAACCUUAUUUUUUCCAUUCAAAGUGAAGGGUAGAAAAUCCAGUAUCUUGGGUCUAAACUUUCCCUCCCCAACAUUGCUAACAACAGCCACUCAAAUUAAGUGUUGGGCAUAACUUGGUUCUUUCUUCACAAGUGUAGUCAAUUGUGUAUUGGAAAUGAAGAGCUGUGUGCCUAAUGCUAUCAACUGUUACAAAAUCUCACUCUAGUCCUCAUAUUUUUCAGUGCUUUUAGAAGAUUUUCCAAUUUAAAGAAUUGAAUACUAACCAUGUUUUCCUCUCUAUUUCAGGUCCAACAGGUUAUUGAGACUCAUUUAUUAACACUCCUUCAAAUAUCAAGGAAUAAUAUUAUAGCUAUGGAAUAAAAGAAAUGCACUUCAUUUGAAUACUGAUCAGUAUAAAAGCAUUUUUUAACUGGUAACUUAGUCCAUUCUUAAAUCUUAUUACUUACCAAAUGUGCUUGAAAUGGUAGGUUAGUGGCAUGCAUACUACUUGAUUAUAAGUAGAAGAGGCUGCCUUUUUCCCCAGCAAACCUUCCUGUACCAUAGUGCUAGUUUAUUGUUCCAAUAUUUCAUAGUAUUGUCUAUGACUUUAGAAUUUCUGUUUCACUGUUUACAUAAAAGAAUGGUUAAUAAUAACAAAGCACUUGAAAGCUGAAUUCAAAAAAAAUUAUGGGAUUUAUUCAAGCGACUUUUUUUUUCCUUUUGAGUUAUAUUUUAGGUGAACCAUCUUCAUUUGAGUGAUGUUCAUAGAUGUUUAAAAUUCAAACUCAUCUUAUUUCUAUUUCAUGUAUGCACUUGAAAAGGAAUUGUAAAAUACUAUGACAAUAUACAAAUUAUAUCCCAUACUGAUGUAUGAUUUAUACAUUUCAAAUUGAUAGCAAGAUGGUUUUUCAGACUGUAUUAAUCCAAUACUUUGAUUCAGUUGGUACCAAUAGGCGUUAUGAUGUAUAGUUCUUGUGUCUAUUUAUUUUCAUGUAUAAACAAUCUGUUCUUUGCUGUUUUUAGAAAGGAUUUUUUAAAGUUUACAACUAAGUUCUAAAAUCUUAGAACAGCCUUUUUUUAUGCAAAUAGCUUGUUUAUUUCAGCGCCACUACUGAAAUAUAUAGGUUUAACAUGAUUUUCUACUAUAGAUUUAAGUAUUUGAAUUGAAUUAUAUAUAUAAUGUGUGUGUCUAUGUGUGUGUGUGUGUCUGUGUGUUUUAUAGAUAUAUUAACACACACAAACACGGACACACAAAUAUAGCUGGCUGAAGCUGUAACCUGGAACGACUGAAAAAAUUAACACUAUUACAAUUAAAAUAUUGGUGUUUAAAUAAGACCCACCUAAAAUAAAUGUACCUUAUUGUAAUGUUUGUCCAAAGCCUUCUGUUUUAGGAAUGUUACAAAAAAUAUCAUUAAAUGAAAUUACUCUGGAUUGUAA
Molecule: messenger RNA, 2929 nt
Organism: Thamnophis elegans (Western terrestrial garter snake)
Lineage: Eukaryota; Metazoa; Chordata; Lepidosauria; Squamata; Natricidae
Gene: ANKRA2
Product: ankyrin repeat family A member 2
Exons: 7
Coding region: 83-967 (294 amino acids)
Biological process (GO): regulation of gene expression
Cellular component (GO): nucleus
Molecular function (GO): protein binding
Source: RefSeq, a predicted model, not a curated record